Salvelinus sp. IW2-2015 is the source of this 3351-nucleotide messenger RNA. RefSeq names its product zinc finger protein ubi-d4. Gene Ontology annotation, molecular function: transcription coactivator activity; histone H3K4 methyltransferase activity; histone binding. The record is from RefSeq and is a predicted model, not a curated record. Gene Ontology annotation, cellular component: MLL3/4 complex. Lineage: Eukaryota; Metazoa; Chordata; Actinopteri; Salmoniformes; Salmonidae. Gene Ontology annotation, biological process: positive regulation of transcription by RNA polymerase II.
GAUAAAUUAUGUAACUCCUAAUCUAAAACACUAAUGACAUUCAAAGGAGACCCCUUGUGAGUUUCACAAUCAAACAAGUGUGUUGUGCUUCACUGUCUCCCUCAUUGGCUGGGAACACCAGCUGUGUGUCUAGGUCUAAAAGCAUGGCAUACACAGAUGUACGAGAGCAUAGUCGGAAUGGAAAGGCCUGCCUAGAGCAGAGUGACCAAUGCCAGCCUCUUUCUCCCUGGUCUGAGUUUGGACCUCUGCUUGGGUGUAAUAUUGGGCCACUGACAGGCUGAAAGUGGAUAGCAAUUCAGUGAGUUUGACAGUUUACAUAUCAGAAAAGCUCCUUGAAAUCCAUGCCCAGAAUGAUUCCUUCCAUGUGUUUACAUCUCCAUCUGCUGGACAUUUUUGUAUAUCACUAAAAGUAGUACAUUUAAUCAGUUUUAAUAGCAACACUGAAGUCUAAAUGACAUGUAUGUCAUACAUGUGUCCUAUUUUCCAAUAAAAUAAUGAAGACAUGAUUUAAUCAUAUUUACUGAAAUUGCAUAGCUGGCUAAUGUACUCUGCCCUAAACUAUGAGUGAUUGUUAGCUUUUUUUGUAAACUCAAUUUGAUACAUAAUUGCAACACUAUAACCUUGGUCUUCUUUACAAACUGCAAAAAAAUCCUCAGUGGUUUCCUCCUUUCUUGCGCAGGCGCAACCUUUCACGGCAAAGCGAACCAAGAUGGCGGCUGUUGUUGAAAAUGUUGUAAAACUGCUGGGAGAGCAGUGCUAUAGAGAUGCCAUGGAGCAYUGCCAUAACUACAACGCCCGGCUAUGUGCUGAGAGGAGUGUUCGAAUGCCCUUCCUGGACUCUCAGACUGGAGUGGCGCAGAGCAACUGUUACAUUUGGAUGGAGAAGAGACACAGGGGACCAGGAGUGGCCCCAGGACAGCUGUACACCUACCCAUCCCGCAGGUGGAGGAAGAAACGACGAGCCCUCCCCCCAGAGGAUCCUCGGCUGGUCUUACCCCCUCUAAAGUCAGAACUGGACUUGGGUUUUAAGAAGGAUGCCCUGUCAUCAUCUGAUGGCAGCAGUCUGGAAGCCCUGCUGAAGGGGGAACCCCUGGACAAACGGGGUCUUCCGGAGCUUCAUGGGACAGAAGAGGAGUCCAGUCUGGCAGACUACACUUGUGGGGGAGUCACCCCUGCAGCACGUGUCAGAAAGAGAGUCCUGGAGGCAGAUGACUUCCUGGAUGACUUGGAGGAUGAGGACUAUGAGGAGGACACCCCCAAAAGAAGAGGKAAAGGAAAGGGAAAGGGUCGUGGAGUGAGCAGUGCCAAGAAGAAGCUGGAUGCUGCGGCGGCUGCACUGGAGGACAAGGACAAGCCUUACUCCUGUGACAACACUUUCAAACAAAAGCAUAUUUCACAACCUUCUGGACGAGUCUGUGGGAAGCGUUACAAGAACCGUCCGGGCCUGAGCUACCACUACGCCCACUCCCACCUGGCUGAGGAGGAGGMAGGGGACAAGGAGGAGCCUGAGGUCCACACACCCACCCCGCCCCAGCCUGAGGAGCCCAAGACACCCAAGAAAGGUCCAGACGGUUUGGCGAUACCCAAUAACUACUGUGACUUCUGCCUGGGAGACUCUGCCCUCAACCAGAAGACGGGCCAGUCAGAGGAGCUGCAGUCCUGCUCAGACUGUGGACGUUCAGGCCACCCGUCCUGCCUGCAGUUCACCCCUGUGAUGAUGGCUGCAGUGAAGACCUACCGCUGGCAGUGCAUCGAGUGCAAGUGCUGCAACAUCUGUGGCACCUCAGAGAACGACGACCAGCUUCUCUUCUGUGAUGACUGUGAUAGAGGCUAUCACAUGUACUGUCUCAGCCCUGCUAUGGCUGAACCUCCAGAAGGGAGCUGGAGCUGCCAUCUGUGUCUGGACCUGUUGAAAGACAAGGCGUCCAUAUACCAGACACCUAAUGCCCCUCCGUCGUGAUGGACCCCCACCCUCUCACAGGUUCUCCAUCACUGGUCAGCAGAGAGGAGUUAGUGGGACAGAUUACUUGUGAAAAGGGAAGCAUACCUCACCAACCUCCCUUCUGAAACAGGCCUCGGGGAAGCAUACCUCACCAACCCCCCUUCUGAAACAGGCCCUCGGGGAAGCAUACCUUACCAACCCCCCUUCUGAAACAGGCCUCGGGGAAGCAUACCUCACCAACACCCCUUCUGAAACAGGCCUCGGGGAAGCAUACCUUACCAGCCCCUUGCUGAAAAAGGCCUCGGUUUGGAAGGGAACACCUUACCAGCCCCGUGCUGAAACAGGUCUUGGUUUGGUUCUUAUAUGGCUGUUACACAGUUCCAAGCUCAAGUGACCCAUAGGCUUUUGUUUUCAACUAUUUGUCAAUAUAUCAAACUCAAUGUGUCAAUAUCCUGAACUUGACAAUACAUGAAGUUUGUUUGAGUGGCUUAAACCACAAACUGCUUUUGCCAGCCAAAAUACCUGAACACAGUCUCACAUACAGUUCAUGCACACGACUGCUCAGAUCCUACUUUUAUUCGGCAAAAUAUCAGUUUUGCAUGUAGAGGAGAGAAAUUGUUUGAGUCAAUUAGCAUGCCAAUGCUUGUUCAUAAUAAGAACAUGUUCAAAGGUUUUGUAUAUUUAUAUAUUUGUAUAGAAUAUAAAGGUGGGAAUUAUUUAAAAGCUGCCCUCUGUUCAGCCAUUACAUUCCUUGACAUUCAAAAAGACUGGAGUGGCAAGGAGUGGAAUGCUAGCUAAAAAGACUGGUAGUCAGACUACCUGAUGUGGAGACAAUAUUGAGAGUUAGGAAGCAUUGGGCGUUAAGAGGGCCUUACUAUUACAUCAAUCUCUAUCUCGGUGAGAGAAAGAGGACUUUGGCGUAACAAUUWMUAUUUWUUUUUUUAAGGAAUUAAAGAUUGGGUGUUUGCUGCUGUUGAGGAAAGAGUCAGAAUGGAUGCUGGUUUGUGUGGUGAUUGAGUGAUUUUAGUGUAUCCUAUGUCCACAAUCAGCCUUUUACCAAAAAUAGUUACCUAAUCCAUUGGUAGACAACACUGAUCCUGGAGAGCAGUUUGACAUUUUACUGCUAGCAACGUAAGUAUUUCGCUGCACCCGCUAUAACAUCUACCAAACUGUGUAUGCAACCAAUAAACGUUGAUUUGCAGCAGUCCUAAUCUSGACCCCUUUUUGACUCCUUGUUAUGUGUUGGGAGAUAAUUUAAAAACAGACAACUACCAAGCACAGGACUUUGUGUUUACCUGCCCAUAUCAGCUCUGAAGUCUCAUCCCACCCUGCUCUAACCUGCUCCACUGUCUCAUAUCGCAGACUGUCAUGCUCUAUGAUUCCCUUCAUUUAUAGCCAGAGGAGCCAUU